UUUACGUUUUCAGGCAUCUCUGGGCUGUUGACAGCAUAUGAGCUCCUUAAAAACAGUAACGAAACUAAUGUUUGUAUUUUGGAGAAAGAAAAUCGUCUUGGAGGGAAAAUAUUUGAUCACCGUUUUGCCGACGCUCCUAACGUCACAAUAGGUUGGUUUAUCUUUGUCUUCUAGCUUUUUGAAGUCCACCGUUAGUUUUCAGUUUGAUAAUAAGGAUAAUUCAGUUUAUGCAUUGAAAUGAAAACCCCUUUUGUCUUUUGCAAGUUGUACCUUAUAAUCAGGGUCCUGUUGUUCAAAAGUCGGAUAGUGCUAUCCACUGGAUAAAUCACUAACCAUCGGGAAAGUAUUAGGGAAACUAAUUGCGCUAUCCUAUGGAUAAAGAUUAUAGGUCACCUACCGCGAUAGGUUACCUAUUUCUAAAUAGGUCACCUACCGCGAUAGGUUACCUAUUUCUAAAUAGGUCACCUACCGCGAUAGGUUACCUAUUUCUAAAUAGGUCACCAUGGCGCUAUCCACCUAUUGAACAACUGGGGCCAUGUCUGGAAAAAUGUUCUUUUAAACUGCGUUAAAGGCUUAUAUGGACAAUCACAUUCGAUUUCUCAGUUUCUUCUUUGCCUAGCUCAUCAAUAGCAGGUGCAGUGUGUCAUGGAGCACUGGUACAACUUAGAUACAGAACACGAUAACUUCUGCUCAUAUGUUACAGAAAUUCACGUGGACUUCGCUGCUAAAAGGGAGGCUCUUUAAAUGAAAGAGUAUACUGAUUUAAUUUCCUCUUUAAGGCUCUUGGUAGCACAACAACAGCGAAAGAAAAUGCCGAAUACACACGCUUCUGCAAUUGUUAAUAUACUGUAAACUAAGAUCAACUCUUCCACUGAUAGUAACAGGAAAGUGCCAGGGAAGCAUUUAAUUUCCUUAGGGCUCGUGUCCCGUAAACUGUACAUCCUCAAGUAUUAUGGGAGCGUUGGAAUGUUAGUGUGGAGAGCCUGGUCAGAGGUUAAUUAACUGAGAACUGUAAAGGAAACCGUUCCUUGCUGCGCAGAUUUUAAUGAAAAAUUGUCCAUUUUUAAGCAAAAUGGCCGCAAAUACUAUACUGAGCUUCAAGGCAAAAUUGUUUUUGCUCCACAAAUUGCAUGGGCUGCUUUAGCAAGAACGCUUCUCGUCGCUCCCCAGCGCUGAACCCUUUAACGAAAUGAGAUCUCUCUCGCUACUCAACCCUGGAGGAGCCAAACAGGAGCAGUCUCUCUCCCUCCAAAAGACCUCAAGGCAAAGAAGUAACCAACUCUUAAAUAUCAUUGCAGGGCUUGGAGAGUGGCACCUUUAUGCCGAAAACGAUGAAAGGUAGGAGAAAGACUGAGUUAAGAUCAAGUUAGCCUCGUGUUCCGUCGUCAUUUUGUAAGGUUUACUAUUAACAUGCUCAGGAAUUGCUUUUUAAUGUAACUCCUAAAACUCGCUUUCCGGUAUUGUGUUGCGAUGCGGAUAUUGGUCAGUGUUUUUCGCUGCAUGGCUUUUGUAUUACGCCAAGAUACUAGAAAUAAAUGAAUGACGAUAGCAAUUUGCCAGCUAAAAUCACUGAGCAAAAGGGUUAUUUUUGUAUUAGUGCCGCUGUAUGUUUUUGCCGCGUUGCCAUGGUUACUGUACCCUGAUACAACUGAACCAGACAGUGCUUAUAUGGUUACUGAAGUCUCUGUUUUUAACGUAUUGAUUUGCUGCAAGGGUCAUGAGAAUGAUCAAAGCUUUGUAAACCAGGGAGGAAUAUAAAUUAAACAUCUGUUCAGACCUCGUGCUUCACAAUUCCCUCUCCCCAGGCUGUUUGAAUUUUACCAUCGAGAAGGCUGCAGGGGGGUGGGGGUGGUACUUUUUCUCGACAUGACUAAAUUCGCUUUUGGUAAUUCUUUUGAGUAUCAAAAUAGGAUCUUUUGCAGGUUUUCCUGCUUGUUCGUUCAAUGUUGUUACAAUCUCUCUUCCGUUGUACAGGCUAUACCUUUGUUUUAUAAAAAAAAGUGUCUGUAGCCAUGACUGAAGUUGAGAGUAACAGCUUAGUUCAAUAAAACCCCUUCAUUGCUUUCAGUACUCUUUGCCAUGAACUUAACCUAUGCAAUGACCCUGACGACUGGGACACAAGAAAAGUUCAUCGAGUUGAAGAUCGUGGAGUAUUUGUAGACAGUUUCGAUUCCUUGAAAUCAGGAGCAUUUCCAACGUUGCUUUACCGUACGCCAACGGACAACAUGACACUUUUGGAAACGACGAGCUUUGUUACUAAGGCAGAUCGUGGAAAUGUUAGUGAUCUUCCAACGGCAGGAAGAUUCCUAUCCACGUUACUGUCCCCUGAAGGAGCCAAAUGGAUGACAGAUGCAUACGGCUUAAAAGGUGACUACAUAGAAAAGAUAAACCCAAAAAGCUACAUAGAAUACCUCAAAAUAACGCUUCAAUAUUUAGAUGAAACGAGGGACCACGAUUUCAGGCCUAAAAGAGGAAUUUCAACGUUUGUUGAAAAUCUUAUUUCAAGAGUGCGAAAGCUAAAUGGAACAAUUUACCGUCAAGAGACAGUUACCUCUGUCAGCAAUGAAGGAAAUAAUUUUAUCCUUCUCACCUCGAACUUUACCGUUCAAGCAAAUAAAAUGGUCCUUACAGCUGGACCAGAAGCUCUGAAGAAAAUAAAAGGUAACGUCAUGCAAAACAUCACCAAUCAUGAUAUUUUUAAGUCCAUUGUAAGUGUGCCAGCUUUUCGUGGUGCAGCGGUGUACCAAACUGCAUGGUGGAAUGAUUCUGUCGCCUUACAAAAGAACAAUUCACUUCAGAAUCUGCAGAGGUUCAUUUCUAACAGCAACUGUCUUGGAAUCACUAUGCCUUACAAGUAAGUGCUAUUCAAAAACAAGUAAUGGAUGUAAUAGUACUUAGCGAGUCUGUAAUAAAUACUUAUGUCAGCACUCGUUUUAUAAUCUCUCGGGCCUACGAGUUAGGCCCGGUUCAGACGCCCCUCCACUCAUGUGCCCAACCUAACUGAUGUAUUAAGUAAGGCAAAAGAGCGGUGUCUGAAUCGAAUUUGGUACGGCAGUUUUAGUUUGGUGCGGCAAAAGCGUUAAGUUCGACAGAGUCUGUCGAACUUGACUUAAGAUUGAUUUCCACUGUCGCGUAAUUUUUACAUGCGUACGCAUGUAAAUUUUACGCUCGUGAAUGAAAUAGAGACAAUAUAUGGAAGGUCACGCAUAAAUGUAAAAGUUGAACCUCGCUCAACUUUCACGUUUACGCGUGGCCUUUCGUACAUUGCCUCUAUUUCAUUUACGCGCGUAAAUUUUACGUGCGUUCGCACGGAAAAAUUACGCGACAGUGGAAAUCAACCCUAGGCUCGACACACGGCAGGGGCACCCAAUGACUGAAAUAUAUGUUCGGAGAAGCAAAUAUUGCCUAGAAUUUUCUGUUUCUCGGGGACGGCUAAAAAUUGAUCAAUGUGCAAUUUUCGAAGCUUAUCUAAUAAAUUCCCUACGAUUUUCUGAAGUUUAAUUUUUCACAUUUCAUCCCCAGGUUAGGCUAUUUUUCAUACAAAAAAGGGGCUAAAAACUUUCGGAUAACAAAAAUUGUGAUGAAGAGAGAGAUCAGAAAAAUUCUCAUUUUCGUAAUAAUUCAAAUUGCCUCUAAAAUUUUCGGAAAAAUAAUACUAACGCCCUUGUAAUUUCGAAAAGACUCAAGUUCCCCAGGGUUACCGAACAGGAACAAAUUUUCUAGCGCCGCUUAGAAUGCAUUUCUAGCGGGUCUAAACGUACUCUGGAUAACUUUAAAAGUGUUUUCAAUGUAUUUAGGAGGAAACCGUCGUUGGGUGCUCCUGACACGGUGCGCCGUUUGAAUCAGAUGUCGAGCCAAUGUCGUCCCAAAUUCGAACUUAUUAAAUUAGGUUUGGCGCAUGAAAAGUACGGCGUCUGAACGACGCCUUAGUUCUCUUCAGUAAGAGUCGACACUUAACCCGUCAACGGCAGCCAACACAUUUCAAUCCACUUAGCAACCAGGCCCCAGUAGUCAAAAAGGUGGAUAGCGCUAUCCAUCGGAUAAAUCUCUAUCCAGCUGAUAAGUAUUAGGGAAACCAGCUGCACUAUCCAGUGGAUAGAAAUUUAUCCGCUGGAUAGCGCUAUCCACCUUUUGAACAACUGGGGCCUAACACCGAUACCUGUCAAUCGAAAGGUAGCGGAGUAGUUCCUGAUCCCAGCAGGAUUAGCUCAGUAGGUAGAGCGCCUGGCUGCAGAGCGGUAGGUCGUGUGUUUGAUUCCCGGGGCCAACGGACCAAUGCUCAGGACCUUAACUGACACAUAAAGGUGCCUUUGUCUGGCACACGGCUAAACCUUCGCGUUCCGGGAUAACCACGUAAAAUGCCGGUCUCGUUUCUCUUGCCAUUUUCCCUUACUGCGCCUGGCUGGUUUUUUCACUGGUAUUGUACGGAAUGUACUCUUACUCCUUGACUAGAAUCAUCAUUGCUUUUAUUUGUUACAGGAGUUCUCAUAACAAUGGCACGGCAGUGCUGCAUACCAUAGCCAACAAUGGCGGAUGUAGUGACAACUGGGGAAACAUCUUGAAGGUCAGCAAGGAUGCUGUUGAUAAGGAAAUAAAAAGAGCUUUGGAAUACAAGUUUCAAAGAGAAAUCCCAGAACCACUGGAUACUGCUUACAAAUACUGGGAAGAAGGAUUCUGGUAAGAAAGUCAAGAAAAUUAUUGCUUGUAAGCCUGAUCUGGAAAAGAAACGGUCACCUCCUCAUCAACCAGAUUUUUUUUCUGUAGUUCUCUACUGCUAGAACGUUGUAUGCUUAAGAUCAGUGUUUGUGACUAACUCAUGACCUCUACACUGAAGAGGUGGUGGUGAGGAGAAGAAAGGCUAGCGCCCAAUCCUCUUAUACAGAAAGUCUCCGACUUUACAGGCUAUAUUAUGAGUAUUAUUCGCUUUAUUAAAUAGUAUGUUGUUGAUAGAAAGAUUGGGUAUUAAAUAAGGGAUACAAAAACAUUAUUUAGCUUUAAGAUAUUGUGGAUAUUACGGCCACACAACCCCCGGCCUGACCCUCCACAACUGGGGCCUUCCCAAGACAAAGACAUCAGAAAGAAGCAAAAAAUUAAGGCGAAACGUCCCAGGUAAUUAUAAUGGCACAAGGUAACAAACCCACUUACCGACUUAGUAGGUCACUAGUUGCUAAAUUUUCAGAUUGCCGUCACAAUCGCACUUGCGUUAAACUCAGUUAUAUUUGAUAUACGGCUGGAUAAAUCACAUCCUGGCCAUGACGGUCUUGCCCAUGCUGUCAGGUAAUGAAACUGCGAUAUAUAGGCCACACUAAGAGGGGCGUUACCAAUUGUAAGAGCUUCUAAAUCUUUUCCGGAUUUUUAAUUUUAUUGUAGGUUUUUUCAGAAGCCGGGAACCAACUUUUCCUUAAGCGACCUACGUGAAUGGGCCAAGAAACCGCUGGAUGGAAAUCAGAACCGCGUGUUCUUGGUUGGGCGAGCAUUUUACCAAUUUGGUGGAUUGCUCCAGGAUGAUAUUAGAUCUACUGCCAAAGCCUUAAAACAGGGAUGGAAUCUAAAACUGGAAGCAUCCGGCGACGAAAAUAUGUGA
Molecule: messenger RNA, 5584 nt
Organism: Porites evermanni
Lineage: Eukaryota; Metazoa; Cnidaria; Anthozoa; Scleractinia; Poritidae
Source: the annotation of a GenBank genome assembly